Molecule: messenger RNA, 4146 nt
Organism: Mobula hypostoma (lesser devil ray)
Lineage: Eukaryota; Metazoa; Chordata; Chondrichthyes; Myliobatiformes; Myliobatidae
Product: R3H domain-containing protein 2
Exons: 27
Coding region: 606-3698 (1030 amino acids)
Molecular function (GO): nucleic acid binding
Source: RefSeq, a predicted model, not a curated record
UGUGACGCAGCACGCAGGCGCCGGAGCCGGCGAGAUUAUUUUCUUUCUUUUCUCUUUUUAUUUCUCCGCCGUUUGGUUUCUUUCUCAUUUCCUUCUUUGUGUUUUCUUCCUUUCCCCUCCCCCCCUCUCUCUCUCUCUCUCUCACUCCUCGGAAAGCGAAGCUUGGUUUCCCCAACCCCCUCCCCUCCACCCCCAGUCGCAACGGUCGUUUCGUGGUGUGAGCACCGAACGCGGAGUUCCUGAGGCGUCGGCCUGAGGGCGAGUUGUGAGGCGUUUCAAAAUAACAAAAAAGGAAAAGGGCCUGAAGCAAAAGUUUGGGCACCCUGCAUGGUCAGUACUUAGUAACACUCCCUUUGGAAGCACAGGAGAGAUAACGGCAUGCUUUGACCACAGACAUACUGUACUCAAUCCAGAAAACUUCACAAGUAUCAGCAACAUGAGAUACACAUAUAUCAACGCUGAACAAGUCCCGUUCCAUUGAGAAAUCACUUCUUGACCAGAAAGUUUGCUUUUUAUGUGAUACGGGUUUAGUACAAAAUUACAACAGGCUGCAGCUUCUGGUUUCUACUGUGUUGCACACCCUUAACUAUUUUCCCAUUCUGAAGAUGUCAAAUAGUAAUAAUACUCAAGAAACUCUGGAAAUUAUGAAGGAAUCUGAAAAGAAAUUGGUGGAGGAAUCUUUAAUUAAAAAUAAAUCUGCAUGCCGAACGUCAAGUAAAGAGGAGUUGGAAAAAGAUGGUGAAGACCCAAAUGCACAGCAAGAGUUCCAGCGAAGAACGCAAAACCAUGGGCACUCGAGGAAGCGAUCCAAGUCCAAUUCCAAGUUGAAGUUGGUACGAAGUCUUGCUGUGUGUGAAGAAUCUUCCCACCCAUUUACAUGUGAUGGACCUCAGGAAAUCCAGGACGUUAUCCAACUCCAGUUCACUUGCCCCUCUGAUAAAGAAGAAGAAAGAUCCUCAAGGGAUGGCUCUGAAAAAGAAGACAAGGAAAAGAAAGAGAAAUUGGAGAAAGUACCUAGAAAAAUGUUAUCAAGAGAUUCUAGUCAAGAAUACACGGACUCCACCGGAAUUGAUCUUCAUGAGUUUCUAGUAAAUACACUGAAGAAUAACCCCAGGGACAGGAUGAUGCUGCUAAAAUUAGAACAAGAAAUCCUGGACUUCAUCAGUGAUGAUAAUAAUCAAUACAAGAAAUUUCCUCAGAUGACUUCCUACCACAGAAUGCUGUUACACAGGGUAGCUGCAUACUUUGGAAUGGAUCACAAUGUUGACCAAACUGGGAAAGCUGUUAUAAUCAAUAAAACAAUAAAUACAAGAAUACCAGAGCAGAGGUUUUCAGACCAUAUAAAAGAUGAGAAGAGUAUGGAUUUUCAAAAGAGAUUUAUCUUGAAAAGAGAUGACACAAGUCUAGACAAGGAUGACAACCAGAUGAGAGUCCCUUUGCGCGAUGACCGGAGGAGUAAAUCGAUAGAGGAGAGAGAGGAGGAAUAUCAGCGGGUCAGAGAUCGAAUAUUUGCUCGAGAAUCUUCAUACAAUGGCUACCUACUGGAGAGCAGACUCUCCAAAGAAGGCAGUUCUUCUAUUUUACAAAAAAGGAGGCAGCUUUUUAGAGGGAACCGAGAGUGCCUAAGCAGAGCUUCUAGCAGCCGUCAAAGCAGUACUGAGAAUGAGCUGAAAUCCUCUGAGCCGCGGCCGUGGAGUAGCACAGACUCUGACAGCUCAAACCGCAGUUUGAAGCCACCAGUAACCAAAGCAAGCAGCUUUAGUGGAAUCUCCAUCCUGACUCGAGGGGACAGCCUUGGCAGCAACAAAAGCGUAAACAGGGUCUCCAAAACAGGUUUACCACUUGGGACUCCUGAAUUAAGUUCAUCGGGUUUUGUGCAAGCCUCUGCACAGCAGCCUGGAAGGACUGUCCUAUCAAAUUCUGCACAACAGCAGCAACUGCCACCCACUCCUCAGCAACAGCCAAUGACCAAUCAUAUGAUGUCACAGCCCUUGCCACCUUUGCAGCCCUCUGCACAGCCAAUCCAGUAUUCUGCGACCUCUUGUCCCCAAGUUCUCCUGCCAGUCUCGCCUCCCCAGCAGUACACUAUGCCUGAAGAUCUUGGCAAUCAAUUUGGACAGAUGGCUCUCAGUCCCCAGGGUUCUGCCGAAGCUCCUGAGACUACCUCUGCUGUAUUUCAAACCCCGGUGAUGUCCCAACAGCCUGGCUACAUCAUAGCUUCACCAGGGCAGUCUCUCUCUGCUCCUCCGUAUUCAACAUCAGGACACCCCAGUCCUCAGCAGGUGCUUCAGCCUCAGGGUUACAUACAGCCUCCCCAGCAGAUACCAGUCUCAUAUUAUCCCCCAGGGCAGUACCAAAGUUCCAACCAGCAGUAUCGGCCUCUCUCCCAGGUUCCUUACAACUCUCAGCGCAGUCAACAGCUGCCUCAGCCAGCGCAACAAACAGGUUUACAGGGUGUGAUACCAAACCAGCAGCAGACCUAUCAGGGGAUGAUGGGUGUACAACAACCUCAGACACCAGGCUUGAUGAAUAGUCAGCGAAACAACCUGGGAAAUCAGAUGCAGGGAAUGAUGGUCCAAUACUCAUCUGUUCCAUCGUAUCAGGUGCCAAUGUCCAGUGAUUCUCAAGUAGUUGUACAGCAGACCUACCAGCAGCCCGUCAUGGUACCCGGUCAGUCUGUGCAAGGAACACUGCCUGGUGGAGGAGUGCCAGUAUACUACAGUGUAAUUCCACCAUCCCAGCAAAAUAGCACAAGCCAAUCGGUUGGAUUCCUUCAGCCACCUGGUCCAGAGCAGUACCAGAUGCCUCAAUCUCCCUCUCCUUGUAACCCAGCGCAAAUGCAGCAACAAUAUACAGGUGUACCAGCACCCAGUCAUGGAGUAGUCGUCAUGCAGCUGAGUGUACCUAAUGGCCCUCAACCCUCUCAGCCCCCCUUGUUACCGCAGUGGAACCAGUGCAAAUACUACAGUGUGGAGCAGCGAGGGCAGAAACCCACUGAGCUCUACAACCCUGAUAAUCCCACCCAGGUCAACGCACAACUAAAUAGUCCCCUUAACUCGCCAACCCAAUCUCCAACGCCAUCUCCAGUGACGAAUGUGACAAAUGUCUGUCCUGGUCUAGCACCACUGCCACUUAUUGCCCAGUUUUCCAGACCUGUGGGUCCAGCACAAGGUGAUACUCGUUAUUCUUUACUUGGUCAGCCUUUGCAGUACAACCUUCCAGUAUGUCCACCUCCAGUAAUCCAUGGACAGUGCCAGUAUUCAGCUCAUCAGGGUCCAUGCAGUACGAAACACACUAAACGAGGAAAGAAGCCAACCCUGAAAUCUGCGUCAACUGAUCUUGGCACAGGAGAUGUUGUUGUUGGCCGAAUCUUAGAAGUCACGGAUCUUCCUGAGGGAAUCACUCGCACUGAAGCAGACAAACUUUUCAAUCAACUUUCAAUGUCUGGUGCCAAAAUCCAGUGGCUCAAAGACUCUCAGCAUCACAGCAAUGGUUCUGGGGACUGUAACAGAGUAACAGAGAACUCAAAGAAUGCUGGUGAUCUAGCUGCACUUUAUACUAUUGUUGCUGUGUUUCCCUCAACCAUGGCAGCUCAAAAUGCAACUAUCAGACUGAAUAAUUCGACAAACAGGUUUAAACUGCGAACAGCCAAGAGAAGCUAUGAUCUUCGCAUUCUAGAAAGAGCCAGUUCCCAGUAGCCAAUGGAUAUUUGAAAAUUACUUUUUCUUCUCUCCUUUGAAUGACUGUAUUGGCUUUGUUUUACGUCAGCAUUGUUCCUGUAGUGCAUUGUUUUGUCCAGAUAUCACCUUAGGCAUAAUUAAGGAAAGUUAGUGAUCAGUUGGAAAAAAAAAAGUUUGUUUUUCCCCUAAACUUCCAUUUCACACACCCACACAACCCAUGUGUAUUUUUUCUGUUGUGCAAACGUAUUAGAAGAAGCUUAUUUAAGUGACACAAACAGUUGACUGUGUAUGGUCACGACAAAUUUUAUUUAACCUGUUUUUUUUUUGAUUUUAAUUAUAAAAGUUUGUCUGCCAGUUCAGACUCUCAAUAUCUUCUUUGUUUUAAGCUGUCAUUUAUUUGCAAGGUAGCACUCCUUGUCAGAUAUACUAUUCACAGUACCUAUAAAAAGUAUUCACCACCCCCUCC